Podospora anserina S mat+ is the source of this 1434-nucleotide messenger RNA. RefSeq lists its product as uncharacterized. Lineage: Eukaryota; Fungi; Ascomycota; Sordariomycetes; Sordariales; Podosporaceae. Gene Ontology annotation, molecular function: cyclin-dependent protein serine/threonine kinase activity; ATP binding. The transcript has a single exon. Gene Ontology annotation, biological process: regulation of mitotic cell cycle; protein phosphorylation. The record is from RefSeq and is a predicted model, not a curated record. Gene Ontology annotation, cellular component: nucleus. The coding region runs from base 1 to 1434 and encodes 477 amino acids.
AUGGCAAGCAAAGCCAAGUCCCGCUGGGCAGACGACGAAGAAGACGCCCUGCGCGAAGCGCAAUUGAAAAGGGAAAAAGAGGAAAAGAAGCGCCUCAAAGCCGAAAAGGCACGCAAACUCGAAGCUGAAAGAAAAACCCGCGAAGCUGCCGCCGCCGCCCAACAAGAACAACCACCGCAACCACAACCACAAGAAAGCCCCAACGGCCCUCCCCCAAAACGAAGACGAGUCUCCCCCGAACAACAAGAAACACACAACGGAGCCCCCCCAGAAGAACCAACCACCACCAACCUCCUCCGCUUCACCCCCGGAACCAUUUCCCGCUCCCGCAGCGUGGAAAACUACGACAAGCUGAACGACAUCGAGGAAGGCGCGUACGGCUGGGUCUCCCGCGCCCGCUGCCUCUCCACCUCCAAAAUCGUCGCCCUCAAGCGCCUCAAGACCGACCCGAAAGACCGCUCCGGCCUCCCCGUCACCGGCCUGCGAGAGAUUCAAAUACUGCGAAACAGCUCCCACAGAAACAUCGUCCCCCUGCUGGAAGUAGUGGUUUCCGACUCGACCACCCCCUUGGAACCAUCCAUCUUUCUCGUCCUCGAGUUCCUCGAACACGACCUCAAGUCUAUCCUCGAGGACAUGCCCGAGCCGUUUCUGGCCUCAGAAGUCAAGACGCUGAUGUUGCAGCUCUGCUCCGGGGUGGCGUAUCUACACGACAACUGGAUCCUUCACCGGGAUCUCAAAACGUCGAAUUUGUUGUUGAAUAACAGGGGCCAGCUAAAGAUUGCGGAUUUUGGCAUGUCGAGAUAUGUGGGCGAUCCGCCGCCAAAACUGACGCAGUUGGUGGUUACGCUGUGGUAUCGUGCCCCGGAGCUGUUGCUCGGGGCGACGACGUAUGGCAGCGCGAUUGACAUUUGGAGCGUGGGGUGUAUCUUUGGGGAGCUUCUGGCCAGGGAGCCGCUUCUGCAGGGGAGGAACGAGGUGGACGAGCUCACGCGGAUAUUUGAGCUGUGCGGGCUGCCCUCGGAGGAGUCGUGGCCUUCGUUUCGGAGGCUGCCGAACGCGAGGGGGUUGAGGUUGCCGAAUAACCCGACGCCGGGAUCGACGAACUCGAGGAUAAGGACAAAGUUUCCGCUUUUGACGUCGGCGGGGGUGGGGUUGUUUAAUGGGUUGCUUGCGCUGGAUCCGGAGAGGAGGCCGGCGGCGAGGGAGGUGCUGGAGCAUGAGUAUUUCCGGCAGGACCCCAAGCCGAAGCAGGAGGCCAUGUUUCCUACUUUUCCGAGCAAGGCGGGCCAGGAGAGGAGGAGGAAGAGGGAGACGCCCAAUGCGCCGGUUAGGGGACAAAAGGCGGCGGAUUUGGGGGCGGUGGACUUUAGUGGGAUUUUUGCUGGGAGGGAGAAAGAGGAGAGGGGGGGUGGGUUUGCUUUGAGGAUGGUGUGA